GGAUACCCAACGCCCUUGGAUGCCAUGAGAGGACCGCGAGAGAAGCUGAUGUACGUGACUUGCAUCUUAACUGAAUCAGGGACCCAGAUGCCGGAUUAUCUCGCCACGGUGGAUGUUGAUCCUCGAUCUCCCACUUUUUGCAAAGUUAUUCACCGGCUGCAAAUGCCGUACAUUAAUGAUGAGCUUCACUGCAUGGGCUGGAAUACUGGAAGCAGCUGCUUCGGAGACACCACCAAGAAGCGCAACUGUCUGGUCCUUCCGUGUUUCAGCUCUUCGCGGAUUUAUAUUGUGGACACCGGGACUGACCCCCAUGCUCCCCGCCUGUUUAAGGUGAUUGAGCCCAGAGAGGUCUUCUGUAAAACCAACCUGGCUUCAUUACGCACUGCACACUUUAUGCCCCCCGGAGAUGUCUUGAUCGGCUCCCUCGGGGACCUGUAUGGCAAUGGAAAAGGAGCAUUUGUUGUUGUGGAUGUGGAAACGUGGGACGUGAAAGGCACCUGGAACCCCCCCGGGGAUGCGGCUGCAAAAGGAUACGACUUCUGGUUCCAACCCAGGCAUAACGUCCUGGUCAGCACUGAAGCAGGAGACCCCAAAUUCUUUAUGAAUGGGUUCAACCCUGAAGAUCUGGGGAAAGGCCGUUAUGGACGCUGCCUGAAUGUGUGGGACCUGACCACCCACUGCCUUGUCCAGUCUAUUGACCUGGGGGAGGAUUCUGCCCCCCUGCAUGUCCGCUUCCUGCACAACCCAGAUUCCCCACAUGGCUUUGUGGGCUGCGCCCUUGAAGGCGCUCUGCACCACAUUUUCAGAAAGCAGGAUGGGUCGUGGGCCACGGAGAAGGUAAUCCAGAUUCCAAAGAAGGUGGUCACUGGCUGGUACCAACCUGAAAUGACAUCGUUCCUCACAGGCAUUGUCAUUUCGCUGGAUGACCGUUACCUGUACAUGAGCAACUGGUUCCACGGCGACAUUCGACAGUACGACAUCAGCGACCCCCGCUGCCCUCGGCUGACGGGCCAGGUGUUUGUAGGAGGCAGCAUCCAGAAAGGCGGGGCGGUGACCGUGAUUAGGGAUGAAGAGCUCGAAUGCCAACCAGAUCCAUUCAUGCUCCAGGGGAGGAGGGUCCACGGGGGACCCCAAAUGCUGCAGCUCAGUUUGGACGGAAAAAGGCUUUAUGUGACCAACAGUCUCUGCACACCGUGGGACAAGCAGUAUUACCCACAAACGGUCAGGGACGGGUCAGUCAUGCUCCAGAUUGAUGUGGACACCGAGAGAGGGGGCCUCUGUGUGAACCCAGAUUUCCUGGUGGAUUUCGGGAAGGAGCCGUACGGUCCCUCCCGUGCAUACGAAAUGCGUUACCCGGGAGGAGACUGCACUUCGGAGAUCUGGACCUGA
Molecule: messenger RNA, 1389 nt
Organism: Protobothrops mucrosquamatus (brown spotted pit viper)
Lineage: Eukaryota; Metazoa; Chordata; Lepidosauria; Squamata; Viperidae
Product: methanethiol oxidase-like
Exons: 11
Coding region: 25-1389 (454 amino acids)
Molecular function (GO): selenium binding; protein binding
Source: RefSeq, a predicted model, not a curated record